Molecule: messenger RNA, 5111 nt
Organism: Oncorhynchus keta (chum salmon)
Lineage: Eukaryota; Metazoa; Chordata; Actinopteri; Salmoniformes; Salmonidae
Gene: slc1a1
Product: solute carrier family 1 member 1
Exons: 12
Coding region: 293-1882 (529 amino acids)
Biological process (GO): L-glutamate transmembrane transport
Cellular component (GO): plasma membrane
Molecular function (GO): L-glutamate transmembrane transporter activity; L-cysteine transmembrane transporter activity; glutamate:sodium symporter activity
Source: RefSeq, a predicted model, not a curated record
UUCUCUCCGUCACACACACACACACUUUCUGCCUCACACAAACACAGAGACACACACAGGAGGCGGUUCUCUCCAGUCGCUCUCCAUCAGAAACAACUGACAGCCAGGCAGGCUAGCUGCAUCCUCUGGUAGCUAUAGCAGCAGCGCAGACAGCUACUAGCCGCCUCUAUUGUCUGCUGCAUCUGUCAGCUGGCCGCCUGAUACGUGGAGCCUUUUGUGUCUCCCGAGAGUCCCGACUCCCAUUUGUGCUCUCUAUUGCGGGGGCUAAAGGAAACAACCAACAGCCACACCAAUGGACAUGAUGGGGAAGAAAGAACGCAGGGGCUGGGACUUCAAAGGCUUGCUGAAGAGGAACUGGCUGCUUAUUGCAACCAUUGUGUCGGUGCUGUUAGGGAUAGGUCUUGGGGUGGUGGUCAGGGAAUAUGCCUCCCUCUCCCACCUUCAUAAGCAGUAUUUUGGCUUCCCGGGAGAGAUCCUGAUGCGGAUGCUCAAGCUGGUCAUCCUGCCCCUAAUCAUCUCCAGCAUGAUAACAGGAGUAGCCGCCCUGGAUUCGGAAGUUUCUGGAAAGAUAGGUUUGAGGGCUGUGGUGUAUUACUUCUCCACCACCAUCAUCGCAGUUAUUCUGGGUAUUGUAUUGGUGAUGACCAUCAAGCCUGGUGUCUCUCAGGAGGCCGAACAUAUCGACAGGACAGGGACCACGCCAAACGUCACCACUGUCGACACUCUACUGGAUCUUGUCAGAAACAUGUUUCCUGAAAACCUACUGCAGGCUUGUUUCCAACAGUACAAGACAAAGCGCAAAGAGCUGGAACCACCUAAAGUGAAGGGGAACACUACAAUUACAAUGUUCCCUCCUCUCUCUACCGCUGUCAUGGCAACCAUUUUCCCCCCAGAGAACAUCACCAAGGACUAUAAGAUAGUCGGGUCAUAUUCUGAUGGGAUCAACGUGCUGGGCCUCAUCGUGUUCUGUGUGGCGUUCGGCCUUGUCAUCGGCAAGAUGGGCGAAAGGGGACGCAUUCUGCUGGAAUUCUUUGACGCUUUAAACGAGGCCACCAUGAGGCUAGUCCAGAUUAUCAUGUGCUACAUGCCAGUGGGGAUACUCUUCCUCAUAGCUGCCAAGAUCAUUGAGGUAGAAGACUGGGAGAUCUUCAGAAAGAUGGGCCUGUACAUGGUGACAGUGCUGAGUGGCCUAGCUAUCCACUCCACCAUUUGUCUGCCGUUGAUCUACUUUGCCAUUGUGAGGAAGAACCCGUAUACCUUUACCUUAGGGAUGGCCCAGGCACUGGUCACUGCUCUAAUGAUCUCUUCCAGCUCUGCCACCCUGCCGGUCACCUUCCGCUGUGCCGAAGAGAACCUCCGGAUCGACAAGAGGAUCACCCGCUUCGUGUUGCCUGUGGGCGCCACUAUCAACAUGGAUGGCACGGCUCUCUACGAGGCGGUUGCUGCCAUCUUCAUUGCCCAGCUCAACGACUACUCUCUGGAUGUGGGUCAGAUUGUCACCAUCAGUAUAACAGCAACAGUAGCCAGCAUCGGAGCUGCCGGUGUACCUAACGCUGGACUUGUCACCAUGGUGAUUGUGCUGACUGCCGUUGGGCUACCUGCAAAUGAUGUCACUUUAAUUGUUGCUGUGGAUUGGCUACUAGACCGCUUCCGCACCAUGAUCAACGUGCUGGGGGAUGCCUACGGAGCUGGCAUUGUCCAGAAGCUGUCCAGGCGGGAGCUGGAGAGGAUGGACAUCACCUCGGACGUGGACGUGACCAACCCCUUCGUCCUGGAGACCACGCUGGACGAUGAGGAGUGUGAGAAAAAGUCUUAUGUCAACGGCGGCUUCACCAUCGACAAGACCGACGCCAUCUCCUUCACCGAGACUUCACAGUUUUAGGAAGGAGGGCGGGGAGCCAAGAAGUGCCAUUGCUGCUAGAUGUUAGCCUGGUGGUCCCAUCCUGUUUGUAAGCAUGUUUCUAGAUCUGUUUGUGCUGUCUUGCCAACCCCUAUGGUCAUUGGCGUGACAACGACUAUUGGUGUUGGCGAGACAACACAAACAGACCUGGUACCAGGCUAGUCUGUUUGUGAUUUAGCCAACUCCUGUCUAUGUUCGUUCAUUGCCAUGUAUACAGUGUAGUACGGCUUGACAAGGAUAGAAGAGUUGGCUAUAGCCAGGGGUGAAAGUCAAUUUAAUUUCUUCCCAGUACGGGACCGCCUAUGUGUGUACGCACUUCAUCAUAGAAUUGCAUAUAGAAUCCCUAUUCAUUCGUAAAGAUUUGUGUGGCGCAGCGGUCUAAGGCACUACGGUGCUUGAGAUGUCACUACAGAUCUGGGUUCAAUCCCGGGCUGUGUCCCAGCCGGCUGCGACCGGGAGACCCGUGAGGCGACGCACAAUUGGCCCAGUGUCGUCCAGGCUAGGGGACAGUUAGGCCGGCUGGGAUGUCCUUGUCCCGUCACACUCUAGCGACUCCUGUGGCAGGCCGGGCGCAUGCACGCUGACACGGUCGCCAGUUGGACGGUGUUUCCUCCGACACAUUGGUGCGGCUGGCUUCAGGGUUAAGCGAACAGUGUGUCAAGAAGCAGUGCGGCUUGGCAGGGUCAUGUUUCGGAAGACGCGCGGCUCUCGACUUUCGCCUCUCCCAAGUCUGAACGGGACUGUAACUACCAAUUGGAUAUCACCAGAAAAAGGGGUAUAAUGUUUUGUCAUUAAAAAAUGUAAAUGUGGCAUAAACACAACACAACAUUAUGUUUUAAUCUGUUUGUCCAACAAUCACUUCAAAAGGGCUCCUUUAGCCUAUUAGUCUACUCGUACACUCAAAAUAUAUUUCCAGCCUCCAAACAGUGGUGAAUGGAAAGAGACACAAAACACCACAAAGUGUAAUGACAUUUUGACAAUCGUCAUUAGGCCAGAAUCUGUGCGCCCACUGCUGUUCGUUAGCGUCUUGGUGUCGGCCAUUCAACUCUGCCUUGGGAAAAUGUCAGUGUUCUUGUCGAGCCACAUCGCAUUUUUGGAGCGUAGGCUAUCCCACCCGUUCAAGUCCAUUUGCUCAUUUUUCAUGCCUCUGACAUGCGGUAGCCUAUUGAUAAAUAAUGGUGUAAUGGUUCUUGAAAUUAUUUUCUUGAAAUAUUGUGACAAGCUCAUGUUUACCAGUACGGCAUAACCCCACUAUUUAUUUUGCUGGGACGCCAUACUGGACCGUACCGUCUUGCUUUCAUCCCUGGCUAUAGCACAUACAGUAUACGACCAGACUUGGUAGAAAUGUGAGGGGGGUUCGAAGCUAUUCAUAAAACCAGCGCUUGUAAAAGGGAGGAAAAAAACAUGACAUGAGACACUUUCAAGCUCGAACGUUUGCAACAUUCGCCACCAUGUGUUUUCUCUAAGAGCUAUCAUCCUGCUUUUUAACCACGAGCGGAAAUCCUUCAAAUGAGCUGGAAAGUGUCUGAAUUGGCACCCUAUUCCCUAAAUAACACUGGUCAAAAGUAGUGCACUAUGUAGGGAAUAAUGUGCCCUUUCAGACAGUCCCAUGCUCUCCUUUACUAAAAGCGCUUCCAUCGUUAUGUUGACAUAAUGAACACAGUCACUUUUGAACAAAUCAAUACUUUUGUUAUUGUUUUUACAUAAAGGGAACUAGGAUAUGGGGACUACAAGAGGAGUCAAGAGCUUUUGAAAUUCAUACCUCCACCGUGGGUGUGUUCUGGUGGUCGUUUGUCUGUUUGUAUUUGUGUCUGAGAAAACGUAAAUAAUAUAUCGCCGGGCUGAGCUGUGUAAAUGUAUUGCAAAAAAGAGCAUGGAAGAAGAAAUACAACUAUAUUCCAGACGUUCAAUAUACUGUGUAUUGCAAAGAUUCAAACAGACUUUCAUAAACUACAGUGUUCCGCUUUGUUUUGCCCUCCGGAAGAUAACUACUCUUUACAAACGUCUUUUAAUUUUUGCCAAAAUUCUUGACAAUUGUGUGUGUAUUGUUAAUGUUAUUAAGCUUCCUGUGUCCAACUGUAGAUUUACAACAUGUGCCAAACAUCAUAUUCAUUCAUUCACUUUGUAUCAUUCCAUGCACAUUUUUUCAUUGCAUGAAGCAAUAUGGCAAAGAAAUACAGUGAAACUUGUAAUGAACAUAGACUUGCUAUACAGUAUGUAUUUUUCAAGUGACAAAUGGCCUUUAGUAAGACAAUAGAGUUGAUGGCACAAUAACGAGGCUUUGGAAGUAAGACUUAAUUGAAUACUGUUAAAUAUUUGGAAAUAUUUUCAUAAUGAAUUGCUAAAGAGUUAACGCUUAGCCCUCGUUAAGGGGUGCUAUAUGGAUGACUUAAGUAUUUAAGGAUGGUCUUAGCGACAAAGGCUUUCUGAUAGCGAACGCUAACUAUAAAAGCUUCAUGAUAGUUUGUCAGAGAAACAAUAGAAAAUGGUGGGGCCUCUGAAGCAAUGUUUCAGAAGACCCGGCAGUAGAAUCCAGGAAUGCAGUUGGGUGCAAUUCCAACUUUAACCAUGGAACCUUAGUUAAAUGAGAUUUUAGAAAACCUCAGAAUUAUGAGCUCCAAACAGCUCAUAAAAAGGCAUUAUGUACGUAAUCACUGUGUGGUGCGACAAAUUAAUUAUUUUAUGUAGCCUUACUUUAGCGAUAUGACCCUUUCUCAGCCUUCACGUCAGUUGCAAUCAAGGUGUUUACAUUUUUUUUUUGUAUAAUAAUGUCCAAUUUAUUUCCAUUUUUCAUCCCUUGAGGCAUGGGAUUAUUAAAACUGCCACUCAAUGUUACAGCUCAUUGCAAUCCACCCUCUGUGACUUGUUUUUGUUCUACCACAGUGGCAUAAGGGCCUAAUUUGAGAUAGUAGACAACUUUAAUAUAUAACAUUUCUGAAGCUGGCAAGAUAUUGGGUACUGGAAAGCAAAUUGAGGGCAAUUUGUAACAUUUGGUUAAUCAGAUGUGACUAAAAAAAAGCUUGUGAGUCAGGUUCUUCUGUACAUUUCAAAAGCACAUGAUGAUAUUAACAACAAAUCAAUAAAUGGCUAUAUUGUGUACCAUUCACAAAUCACCUCAGUAUAUGAAUCCACAUGUACUAGAUGUAUCUAACUGCAAGCUAAUAAAGACAAAUAUAACUUGGGCGUUUCUCUUUUGGAGGGGUUUCAAAAA